Molecule: messenger RNA, 1863 nt
Organism: Postia placenta MAD-698-R-SB12
Lineage: Eukaryota; Fungi; Basidiomycota; Agaricomycetes; Polyporales; Adustoporiaceae
Exons: 11
Coding region: 1-1863 (620 amino acids)
Molecular function (GO): aldehyde dehydrogenase (NAD+) activity
Source: RefSeq, a predicted model, not a curated record
AUGGCUUACUCAGGGGACGGCGAGGGUGGCACCGACGCCUUCUGGCUACUGACGAUCUUCGUUGCUCUCGGCAUCUAUCUUGUUUUCCAUCGCUUUCAGACUGUACACAACCGCCCUAUCCCGUUCAGAUGGCCUGCACCUUCGCAAGUGGGCUCACGAUUUGAUGCCCACAAGAUACCCAACCCCCACCUCGAAUCGCACCUGUUGCAUGACCAGUUGAGACCGUCUCUGUUUCAUGAAGACAGGAGAUACAUCACGUGCUUUGACCCCGCAACCUCGUUCCAUCUUGACACUAUCAUAGCGGACAAUGGAGUCGAGAUCUCGCAGAAGAUCGGACGGGCAAGUGAAGCGCAGAAGGAGUGGAAGAAUGUAUCUUUCCGGGACCGCCGUCGUGUCAUCCGGAGUCUCAAAAAGUGGCUGGUGGACAACCAGGAGAUGUGUGCCAGGGUAGCAUGCCGGGACACAGGGAAGACCUUGCUGGACGCUGCUCUUGGCGAAAUCUUGACUACCUGUGCGAAAAUGGACUGGCUCAUCAAUCACGGCGAACGCUAUCUCCGUCCUGAGAAGAGGCAUAGCAGCCUGCUUAUGUUUUACAAGUCGUCCUAUGUCUACUAUGAGCCUCUGGGCGUGGUAGCUGCUAUCGUAUCUUGGAACUACCCUCUUCACAAUGCAUGGUCGCCUAUCCUCGCUGCUCUCUUUGCUGGUAACGCUAUCGUCCUGAAAUGCUCCGAACAAGUUAUCUGGUCCACCAAAUGGUUUGUGGAAGUUAUCCAGGAAUGUCUACGGGCCUGUGGUCGGGACCCAGAGCUUGUGCAAUUGGUCUGCUGCUUUCCUGACGAGGCAGAAGCUUUGACCAGAUCUCCGCUCAUCAAGCAUAUCACUUUCAUUGGCUCGGAAGAAGUUGGGCGGAAGGUUGCGAUCGCUGCGACUGACAACCUGACGCCAGUCACACUCGAGCUCGGGGGUAAGGACCCCUGUAUUGUCCUGCCUGGCACCAAUGUCAAACAGUGGAUCAGUCUCUGGAUGCGAGGCAUUUAUCAGAAUUCGGGUCAAAAUUGCAUUGGCCUCGAACGUCUGAUCGUGCAUGAGUCGUUACAUGACGAAGUGCACCAAGAGCUUGUUCGCCGGGUCUCUCAGCUCCGGCAAGGCCCUGCGCUAUCCAACCCAAAUGAUGGAUUUGUGCUCCCUGUGGACGUCGGCGCAAUGAUAUCACAUGCGAGCAUAGAACGGACUCACCAGCUAGUGCAAGUAGCAAUUGAUCAAGGCUGUGAGAUAGAGGGUGGGGAGCGGUAUACGCACGUUUAUCAUGAGCAUGCAUACUACUACAGACCCACUGUUAUUGCCGACGUUGAUCCCGAGUCUCCGAUUGCGCAACAAGAGUUAUUUGCUCCUGUAGCGCUGCUCUUCAAAUUUAAUACUCUAGAAGAGGCCAUCGCAAUUGCUAAUGGAACACGUUACGGCCUCGGUGCGAGUGUGUUUGGACCGGACCAAGAGAAGUGUGUGAACUUCGCAAGGCACUUGGAGUGUGGUAUGGUGUCUAUCAACGACUUUGGAGUAUUUUAUGUGAUUAACUACGCCUGUAGCCAGGACCUGCCGUUUGGUGGAACGAAGGCCAGUGGUUAUGGUAGAUUUGGCGGCCCCGAAGGUCUGCGGGCGUUAACGAACCCUAAGGCCAUUGUCGUCGACCGUAUGGCGUGGGCUGUCCAGACGACGAUACCAAAACCCGUGGACUAUCCGAUCGCGUCUAUUAGACAAAGCUGGCAAGUGGAAUUCGUCAGUGGACUGGUCGGCUUUGUGUAUGGUGAUAGCUGGCGAGCACGGAUAAAUUCCCUUGCGCGCCUCGUGCAAGCGUCAGGUAGAUAA